Leopardus geoffroyi (Geoffroy's cat) is the source of this 2249-nucleotide messenger RNA. It is a transcript of the gene TSBP1, whose product is annotated as testis expressed basic protein 1. Lineage: Eukaryota; Metazoa; Chordata; Mammalia; Carnivora; Felidae. The record is from RefSeq and is a predicted model, not a curated record. Bases 341 to 1999 code for a protein of 552 amino acids. The transcript is spliced from 28 exons.
CUUUCAAAAUCAUAAGAUCCCCCUCCAAAAUAUUCUGAAGUCUUCCCAGCUUCUUGGUCCUCAACUUCCUUUCUUCUUGUCUCUCUGAAGUUCUAGUUCUUUGUUAUGACACAGAUUCUGGAACCUUCACAGGCCACACUCCUUUAGUAUGCUUAGGUCUGAUUAACCUGAGCCACAUAGUUCCUCUGUAACCCUCUGCAUGCUUGUCUACAAGGACCUCUGCCACAUCCAAGUUCAUACUGCUCAGAAACAGUGAGCUUGGGGUGUUCCUUUUAUCUUGAUCUCCCUUUGACAAAGAAAUCCAGAUGACACAGAACCCUCUGAAGACAACACCUGAAAAAUGGCAGUCUUGGAAAUAACUUUGGCUGUCAUCCUGACUCUACUGGGACUUGUUAUUCUGGCUAUUUUAUUAACAAGAUGGACACGACGCAAACAAAAUGAAAUUGAUGUCUCAAGAUACAGUUCAGAACAAAGUGCUGGUCUUCUGGACUAUGAAGAUGGUAGAGAUUUUCCCUCUCAGAGAUCUAAAAGAGGAAGAGGAUUCCGACAUUUAUAUUCAACAGAAAGUGACACUUCAUAUGAUGAUCGAGCACUGUCUCAAUCAAGUAUUGCUUUGGUGCAAGGAUCCAUGAGUAAUACAAAAGCCUUCAAAGCAACUUCAGAACCUUUAUCAGGCAGUGUAGGACCCAUAACUGGAGCCAUUGGACCCAUAAUGCAAUUCACAGCACCAAUUCCUGGCGGUACAGGACCUAUCAAGCUGUCUCAAAAAACCAUUGUGCAAACUCCAGGACCUAUUGUGCAAUAUACUGGGCCCAAUGUGGAAACUUCAGAAAUGACCACUACAGAAUCUUCUUUGGAAUCAACUCCUCACACAAACAAGGGAGCAGUUCCACCUGCCCUCACUGGUCCACCACCUUCAGUGCACAGUGGUUUGCCCUUGGCACCAAUAAUGAUUUCACAAAGAACCUCAAGUAAGUUCUUUACUUCUCAGCCUGUCAAAUAUGAGACCUUUUCUGAGCACAGAUAUUAUAUUUUUAAAGUGCACCAAGGAUUGAGAUUUUGUUUCCAUACUUUUUGCUUUCACAUUACCCACAGGCCUCCCAAUUUAAUUGGUCCAGUAUCAGCUGUGGACAGUUCUGGAAAAAUCACACUAACUCCUAUCGUUAUAUUUCCAGGUUACACAGAUGCACAAGUUGCAAAAAAAUCAGAUUUCAAGGCCCAGAUUCUAAAAAAUGAAGGCACUACAAAGAUUGAGAACAGCCAAGAAGAAAACAAGAAAACAUUAAAGAAGAAAAUCUUAUUUACAGAUUCUGAUGAAUCCUUGACCUUAACGCACAAAACAGAGUCAAAAAGCAAAGCAAAAGGCAUUGAGUUGGAGGACGGUGAGAUAGGUAUGGAGGUUGAGAAAAAGGAAAGUGACACCAGGAUGCUGGGAGAAGAAGACCAAAUAAAGGGGCGUGACAUAGGAAUACCAAUAGGAGAGGAAGCCCAAGUAAAGAGAAGUGAAUCCAGAAUACCACAAGAACAGGAAGCCCAAGUAAAGAUGAAUGACACUGGGAUACCACAGGGACAGGGGUUUCAAAUAAAGCAGAGUGAGUUAAGAACACAAGAAGGACAGGGGUCUCAAGUAGAGAAGAGUGAGUCCAAAAUACCACAAGAGCAGGAGUCUCAAGUAGAGAAGAGUGAGUCUGAAAUACCACAAACACAGGGCUCCCAAAUAGAGAAGAGUGACACCAGAAUACCACAAAGACAGGAGUCCCAAGUAAAGAAGAGUAAGUCUAGAAUGCCACAAGCACAAGGGUCCCAAGUAAAAAAAGAGAGUUCUGAGAAUAAAGGAAAGCAGGACAAAGACAAGGGAGAUGCGAGGAAGAAGAAAGAUACAGGAGAAAAUGAUACUAUGAAGAAAAGUGAUGAAGGAAAGCACAAAGUUAAAGGAAAGAAGGAAUUAGAAGUCAAGGGUAAAAAAACAGAAGGUUCAGUAAGGGGCAAAGUCAACUGAUUAUUAUGAUUCCUAUCCUCCAAAUACAAGUCAUAACCCAGUUAUUGCCUAAAUGGAUCAUAAUUACAGAAUCCCUUUAAUUUAUACAUCCACAGAGUGUCUACUGUAGUUCUUUCACCAUUUUUAGUCCUCUCAGCCACAAAUCUCAGCUUCCAAUUGUUUGUUUUCUAAGUUGAUAAUUAUGACUUAAUCAAGAAAGACUGGAUACUUUCUGAAAUAAACAUUUUGACUAAAGAAAUGUAUAAUUUUC